GCAACUUGACUUGGAACAUCAGUAUUCGGUAGACACUCUGAACAGAAUGAAUUGGCUUCGAAUAUUGCUGGUUGGGCUCUUUGCCGCGGAGUCUUUGGCAAAAACGUGCAGUUUUAACGAUUCAGUGGCACUCGAUUAUCUGGCCGAUGAAUGGGCCACAGCAGCGAGCAGGUACCCACCACCAUGUAUUGAAGUUGGUGAUCAAAUGGGAGAAACUUUUGAACACAAAUUUCAAGCAUCCGCAGUGAGCUAUGGAGUGUACAUAAUGGGAAAACUGUACCAUCAGGCGUUAAACCGGGGUCAAGAACUUAUCAACGACGUAGAGAGAUAUCGUGCCAACUUGAAACCAAAGAUUGAACUGAUAAAAUCAAACAUCAGCCCACAACCAAUUAGCUUGGACGAAGAUUUGAACUCAAUCAUCAAACAGUGUCAAGUGUUCCUGAGUUUAUCACCUGGAAACGUGGCGAUCCCUACACCGGAUCUUGGCGCUUUGCCAGCACAGCAAAUAAUUCCUGUGAGCAGAACAACGCCUCGGACGCUAUCCGAGCUUCUUGUAAAUUGUAACCAAAUUUUCGAUCAGGACUUUGCCGACAUUUACGGAUUCAUAGAAGGUAUAUUCCUGACAGGCUGGGCUAACGCGAGGAGAUAUUUCGGAAAUGUUCAGGCGCAGCUGCGUGGUGAGAUCCUGAAUUGGCGAGUGCUGAACUCUUACACGCAAGUGGUGAAUGAUAUUUUUUUGCACUCUGAUUUGAUUGGGCGUUACGUUCAUCCGGAAACAUGGGCAGCGUUUAACAACGUCGGCCAGCUCAUCAGAACGAUUUCACUUAAUUGCUUUGAUUGCAAUGAGUGAUAAUGAAGAUACCAGGGCUCCUAUAAUUA
Diprion similis is the source of this 879-nucleotide messenger RNA. RefSeq lists its product as uncharacterized. NCBI's taxonomy places the organism in Eukaryota, Metazoa, Arthropoda, Insecta, Hymenoptera, Diprionidae. The coding region runs from base 47 to 850 and encodes 267 amino acids. The transcript has 5 exons. The record is from RefSeq and is a predicted model, not a curated record.